This is a messenger RNA of Aspergillus saccharolyticus JOP 1030-1, 348 nucleotides long. RefSeq names its product putative ubiquitin conjugating enzyme (UbcB). The transcript has 2 exons. Lineage: Eukaryota; Fungi; Ascomycota; Eurotiomycetes; Eurotiales; Aspergillaceae. Gene Ontology annotation, biological process: protein polyubiquitination. Gene Ontology annotation, cellular component: nucleus. The record is from RefSeq and is a predicted model, not a curated record. Gene Ontology annotation, molecular function: ubiquitin conjugating enzyme activity. The coding region runs from base 1 to 348 and encodes 115 amino acids.
AUGUUCUUUUCAUCUUCGCUCAACGGAACCUUUCACCUGACUCUCACCCUCCCCACGGAAUACCCCUUUAAACCGCCGACCGUCUCCUUCCGCACGAAGAUCUACCACCCCAACGUCACCAAUGACGACAAGGGCAGCAUGUGUCUGGGGAUGCUGCGCGCGGACGAGUGGAAGCCCAGCUCGCGGAUCCUGGCCGUUUUGCAGUUCGCCCGCCAGCUGCUGGCCGAGCCGAUGCCCGAUGAUGCGGUUGAGGGUCGGAUUGCGGAGCAGUAUAAGAGUGAUUUUGGGAGGUAUGAGGAGAUUGCGCGCGAAUGGACGAGGAAGUAUGCUAGUGCGGGAAGGGGGUAA